Colletotrichum truncatum is the source of this 1248-nucleotide messenger RNA. Its product is annotated as kelch domain-containing protein. Gene Ontology annotation, molecular function: protein binding. NCBI's taxonomy places the organism in Eukaryota, Fungi, Ascomycota, Sordariomycetes, Glomerellales, Glomerellaceae. The record is from RefSeq and is a predicted model, not a curated record.
AUGGCAGAAACAGUAGCCGGUGCAAUUGUUGCAGAGCAGGUUGUCUCGACUGGCCUCGAGGCAGGAGCUGCCGUUGCCGUGGCACGCCCAACGCAGCCUCUCAAGGUCUCCCUCUCCCAGAUCGCCACUACACCCGAGGACGAUUCUUCGCUUGCCCUAGCACGCUCUCACCACUCAGUCACCGUCAUCAACCACAAAGCAUGUAUCUUUGGUGGAGAGACGGCAGAUGGCCAGCUGUGCACCACUGACUUCCACGUACUUUCUCUUCCCGCCGUGACCAACGGUGAGCCACGAGCCGCAUACGCCUGCUAUCCCGCAUUUGCUAUGCAGGAUGCAGAGACAGACAAGACCUACGUUCCAGCCCCGCGUACAAGGCAUGCAGCCUGUGCCCGCGGCCAGUUCGUCAUUAUCAACGGUGGCUCUGACGCCAGUGGCAACCCCAUCGACGAGACGUGUCUGUGGCUAUGGGACUCUGAAAGUCUGAAGUGGACAAAGAUUGAGGGUUCAAGCCAAAUUGGCAAGACUCUCACUCCGAGAUUCGACCAUCACAUUUUUGUCGAUCACGCUCAAGACAUCCUCGUCCUUCACGGUGGACGUACGUCAAAGGACCAGAAGGCCAGCACCGAAACCUGGCUUUACAACUUUGACACUCUUGCAUGGACAGAAUUGCCACCUGCUCCAGGCGCACCGACCGCUGCCGCAUUUGUGGAUAACGUUCUCUACUCUGUCGGAACCGAAUCAGAUAUGAGUGGUGCAAUUCAUUAUAUGGACCUCAAAUCCAACGCCACCGGCCGUGAGAAGCCGAACGCGCUUGAAUGGAAGACUAUCAACUUCCCCGCGAACCCUCUAGUGCCUGGACCACGCCCACGUGAAGGAGGAGCCCUCGUCCCUGUUGACACCGGAGUUGGCCGACACUAUCUCAUUUACAUGUUUGGCAAGGACAGCACUGGGGGAGAGAAGGACUUCCACGCCGAUAUUUGGGCAUUGCAGCUUCCAAGCCAUGGAUUCACUGCUGCAGCAGUGAAGGAUGCAAUUCGGAAUAAGCUGCCUCGCGCUGAGUCGGGGGAGUUCAGCUGGGCUGAGGUGGAACUUGUGCCUGCCGAGGAAGUCAAGACAGAAGGCAAGGCUCAUCCUGGUCCUCGAGGUUUCUUUGGCGCAGGCGCUGCGAGCGCGAAAAGCCUCAUUUUCUGGGGCGGCGUCAGUGCUAAAGGCAAAGAGGGCGAUGGAUGGCUUCUUCAAGUCCAGUGA